This is a messenger RNA of Uloborus diversus, 1558 nucleotides long. It is a transcript of the gene pygo, whose product is annotated as protein pygopus-like. The record is from RefSeq and is a predicted model, not a curated record. NCBI's taxonomy places the organism in Eukaryota, Metazoa, Arthropoda, Arachnida, Araneae, Uloboridae.
AUCUGUUGCAUUUUUUGCCCGUAUUUCUGUUGUAUAACAUCUUAAAAGGAUAAAUGCCAAGGGAGAGAAGAACUGCAGCAAAAUUCAAAGGGGAUCCUGAUGGACCCGGAGAACUGAAAAAUUGUGGUCAACCAGAAAGUCCUUCUUCCAAGAAGCGACGAACUGUCAACACACCUAAUCACGCAAGUCCAGCUUUGCAAGACCUUAUUCCACCUCAACCUUUAACUGGAUUUGGUGAAACAAUUGUAGCCAGUAAUCCUUUCGAUGACACAAUUCCUGCUUCAGCAGCAACUACUGUCCCGAAUAUGCCUGUAUCAGGCUUAACGCACAUGACUGGUCCACCAAUGCAUAAUAAACCUGUGCCAAUUUCAUCUGGAAAGAUUUAUCCUCCAGACCAGUGUAUGGUUUUUAAUCCCCAAAAUCCAAAUGCACCUCCCAUAUAUCCUUGUGGCAUAUGCCACAAGGAAGUUCAUGACAAUGACCAAGGCAUUCUGUGUGAAAGUGGAUGCAACUUUUGGUUCCAUAGAAUUUGCACAGGGCUGAGUGAUGCUGCUUUUCACCUGCUCACCGCCGAAGUUUAUGCUGAAUGGGUCUGUGACAAGUGCCUUUCUACUAAAAACAUCCCUCUUGUUAAGUUUAAACCUUGAUGCGCUGAAAGUGCCUUAACUGCCUCUAGUUUUUACACACAAAAGACAAUUUUUAUCUUAUGUACAAAUUGUUUGAUGCACAGAAUAAUAAUUUUAAUACUGUUUGUUUGAUGUUAUUGUGUAUGUUACUGAGAAGAAUGUCUUGUAGAAGAAUAAUGUACUUAAAAGUUAGUUUUUAGUAUUCCUACAUGUUUCUGGAUUCGUUAUAACAAGUUAUUUAAAUUAUAUCGCCUUUCAUAGAAACUAUCAAAAUAAUUCAUUCCCCCAUGUUGUUUUCCUAAAUCAGUGGAACACUCUUAUCCAGAUGCAAUGAGACGUUGUUUGCAAAUAGUUAUUUGAAGGUUUUGUACUAUGAUUAUUUGUUUUAUUAAACUUUUCUUAAAUAUAGUAUCAGCAAACAUACUUUUUAUUAAAAUUUCAGGACACAAAUGUAACUUUUUGACUUUGAUAAGAAGAUGUGUUUAUUUCUUAACGAAAGUAUUAAAAUGGAACAGGUAUGAAGUCUGCUGGUUAUUUAUAAAAAUGUUUUGUCCACAGUACUUUUUCUUUUUAAUCAUUUCAUUUUCAAAAUCCGUUUUUAAAAUUUUAUUUGGGAGCUUUAUAGUGUAUGUAACUAUAUUUUCACAAAAAAAAAAGAAGAAGAAGAAGAAGGGAUACUAUUAUGAGUUUUUAUCAUUUUAUAGCACUUCUACAGGACAACAGUCUGUCUCAAUUAAUCUCAAUAAAAGUUUCCACUGUAUUUUGGUUAUUGUUAUGAAACAAUUUAUAAUUGCCAAUGUUAUAUGAGAUAGGGAUUUUAUUUUUUAUGUUUUCUUCAUCUUCACACUGAAAUAGUACAUUUCAAUUAUAUUUCCUUCUUGUACAAUUGAUUGUUGAACUCUUUAAUAGUUAUGUUUUCAUAUGAAUAAAAA